AGCCUGUGCAGACUCCUCCUUCCCUGUUCUUUGCGAGAAAUAAGGAUAACGAGCAAGAAGUUGGUAAUGAGACGGCCGCUACUUACUAUUGCUGCUUGUGGCUGCUUGGCAGCAGAGAAAGCUUCCAAAUGAGCCUUCUGGGCUGGAGGCUUUCCACGGUAAAGAUAUAAAUUGGUUCCAGUGACUCACCUGAUGUUUGCCAAGUGGAGGUUAAUAUCGGUGGAUCCGCAUUCAAGCUCUGUCCGCAUUUAUUGGGUGCCUGUAGUGUUAUGUCUCAGCGCGGUGACUCACAUGGUUUCUUAGCAUAAGGCACCAAAAAAGAAAUAUCACCAUCACCAUCUACAUAGGACGGCAGCCCCUUUUGGAGAGAGGGGGGCGUCGGAGGGCUUUGGGGAGCGCGGAGCCGAGCCCUCCGGCUCAUAGCACUGAGUGCCGUCUAGUCCCCCACCCUGAGGACACUGGAAGCGGGGGGAGCCACGGAGGUACCUGUUCCGUAACCAGCCUUGAAUCGAGGGGCGGAAGCGGAGGGGGAGCUUGUGGACUGCAGGACUUGAGACUUUGAGGCACGUCUCAGCCAUCAAGUUAAAGUAGCAUCUACUGGACUUUAGUAAAUAUUGCUCCUAAUCUCAGGGGUUUAAGGCUGGAUGGCCUUUUGCAUUCUCUUCAAGCAGGGGGAGGGGUCUGCCCUGCCUGUAUCUACCUCAUUUAAUUUCCACCGAUCCCACACAGUAUUUGUCCAUCUGAAAGGGUGGGUGUCUUUCCCCCCCUCUUUUCCUACUCUCUCCCCCUCUCCCACCUCUGUUUCUCCUUUCCCCACAAGCUUAAACCAAUUACGCCGCUUUGCAAAUAAAGUGCCGCCCCGGGGGGAGUUACAGGCGAGGGGAACUGCCUUGUUUGCAGGUGCAUCUCCGGCUUUGUAGGUGCGAACGCCUUUGUGCGACGGACAAAUGGGGAGAGGAGGAGGAGGAGGUGGGUACUUCUGCGACGUAAGAUCCACAUCAGCUCAACUCCACUCACAUCCCAGCCGGCACUUCCUCACUUUCUCAACUGUCUCGCCCCACACCGCUCCCUGCCUCGUUUUUGGCUGGUUAUAGAGAAUUCAGCACCCCCCGCCCCUCCCGAAAGCUGGCUUCCUGCUAGGUCGGGCUUUCGGGCUUUUUUCCUGCUGCCCGUCGCUCGCUUGCAGGAGGGCUGGAUGGUUACACCGGGCAGGUUAGCUCCAUAAUGUUAGGGACUGUGAAAAUGGAAGGGCAUGAAACCAGCGACUGGAACAGCUACUACGCUGACACUCAGGAGGCCUAUUCCUCGGUGCCCGUAAGCAACAUGAACUCGGGGCUCGGCUCCAUGAACACCAUGAACACCUACAUGACCAUGAACACCAUGACGACGAGCGGCAACAUGACCUCCAACUCCUUCAACAUGUCCUACGCCAACACGGGGCUGGGGGCCGGGCUGAGCCCUGGAGCCGUGCCCGGCAUGUCGGCGGGCUCGGCGGGGCCAGUGAACGGCAUGCCAGCCGGUGUGGCCGCCAUGGGCACGGCGCUGAGCCCCGGUGGCAUCAACGCGAUGUCUGCCCAGCCGGCCCCCAUGAACGGGCUGAGCCCCUAUGGCGGCAUGAACCCCUGCAUGAGCCCAAUGGCCUACACCCAGUCCAACCUCGGUAGGACGCGAGACGCCAAGACGUUCAAACGGAGCUACCCCCACGCCAAGCCGCCCUACUCCUACAUCUCCCUCAUCACCAUGGCCAUCCAGCAGGCGCCCAGCAAGAUGCUAACGCUGAGCGAGAUCUACCAGUGGAUCAUGGACCUUUUCCCCUACUACCGGCAGAACCAGCAGCGCUGGCAGAACAGCAUCCGCCACUCGCUCUCCUUCAACGACUGCUUUGUCAAGGUGGCCCGGUCGCCCGACAAGCCCGGCAAGGGCUCCUACUGGACCCUGCAUCCCGACUCCGGCAACAUGUUCGAAAACGGCUGCUACCUCCGCCGGCAAAAGCGCUUCAAAUGCGAGAAGCCGGCGAACAGCAAAGCCCCUCAGGAGGGCAGGAAAGAUCAGGCUGGGGCCUCCAGUUCCAGCUCCAACUCUCCCCUGCACAGAGGCCACAAUAAACCCGCGCAGCUGGACACGGCCACAUCCCUCUCCAGCUCCAACCCAUCCGCCAGCCCCCAGUCUAUGGACCACAAUGGAUCGAGCACCGAGCUAAAGACCUCGGCCUCGGCCCCCUCCUCCACGAUCACCUCCGUCCCCGCCUUGGCCUCUGUCCCGCACCCCCCUCACUCCUUAGCCCACGAACCCCAGCUCCACCUCAAGGGCGAUCCCCACUACUCCUUCAAUCAUCCUUUUUCCAUCAAUAACCUCAUGUCCUCCUCGGAGCAACAGCACAAGCUGGACUUCAAAGCCUAUGAGCAGGCGCUGCAAUAUUCCUCCUACGGGGCCAGCAUACCCGGCGGGCUGCCUCUGGGCAGCACCUCCAUGGCAGGCCGGAGCAGCAUCGAGCCCUCGGCCCUAGAGCCCUCCUACUACCAAGGUGUGUAUUCCAGACCCGUGCUAAACACCUCCUAGCUCUGCACCCCCCGCCGCAGGGGGCAAACCCUUUCUCCCUCUACCCCCGACUCCCCUUUCCUGGCUUCUCUCUCCCCUUUUCCUGCGAUAAACCGAGGUGUUUCCGCACGCUACGUGGAAAGGACUGUUACUUUUCAUUUGUCUCGCAAAGCGUUGUGUGUUGUUACGAUCCACCACGACCUCCUGCAAAGCCGGCCGCGUCCCGCUUGUACAUAUCCCCUCCCGGCCCCUCAGCCCAGGCCCUCUCCCCGGAGAUCCCCCUUAGCCUCUGCAGGGUGUUACUUAAAAAGAAGAAAAAUUUGUUGAGCUUGUAAACUACUUGUUUGUGCUUUCCGCCCCUUCGUCUCCCCGCCUUCUGUGCUCUAUAAUCUCAUGUAAGUUUACAGGUAUGUGGCAAUACUUUAACAAUACGGAGAUGAAGAAGCGAGUAGACAUUUAAGACUUUUUUUAAUUAAAAACGCUUUGAAGGACAAUACUGCUGUGAAGUAGCAAAACACUAAGAGAAUCUCUAAGCAACAAGAGGACUAUUUACUUUCUCGGAUCAUCCUUUUGAUACUUGCAAAAUAAACCUUCGGCUAGUACAACCCGCAUAUACCCAGAUGCUGCGGGCCGGAUCCUGCACUCCCGCGGGGACCAGCUAGAGCUUUGGAGUGCAAGAUGCGACCCUUAUUUUUUUUUUUCCAAGUGUUACCUGUCUUGGGAUGUAAUAUAAAGUUACAAGAGGUCACAGCCAGUCGGAUUAUUUU
Messenger RNA from Dryobates pubescens (Downy woodpecker), 3305 nucleotides. It is a transcript of the gene FOXA1, whose product is annotated as forkhead box A1. The transcript has 2 exons. The record is from RefSeq and is a predicted model, not a curated record. NCBI's taxonomy places the organism in Eukaryota, Metazoa, Chordata, Aves, Piciformes, Picidae. Bases 1225 to 2559 code for a protein of 444 amino acids. Gene Ontology annotation, molecular function: DNA-binding transcription factor activity, RNA polymerase II-specific; transcription factor binding; RNA polymerase II cis-regulatory region sequence-specific DNA binding. Gene Ontology annotation, biological process: regulation of transcription by RNA polymerase II; anatomical structure morphogenesis; cell differentiation.